ACUUAUGGGUCACUCUGCAAGAAAAGAAUGUGGUUUGCUUAUGUGCAUCUUUUUCAUAGGGGGUGUUACAUAUGAUAUGACAACAGGGCUAUAGGCAUGUGUAACAUCGCAUGGCAUUGCUGAUGCACACACACAUACACACAGUUUGUUAGCAACAUAGCAUGACCAUUCAGUUUCCCCAGUCAGCGGUGCCCCUGAGCCAGUGCAGGAUCUGAACAGCUGCAGCUGUCUAUUUUAAGGAGCUUGUGUUUUACUAGGCCACCAGAGUAAAGGGUGACAACUGUCAGUCACUAGGUUGUCAGAGAUGGCCUCUGCCAAGCCCGUGUUGUAGAGAGUCUAGGAUUCAUUUAUGUAAUCAUCUUGACAAAUAGUUUUGUGUAACAUGCGUCCUGCAGCAGGCCAGUGCAUUGAUUAUUCGGAUUCUCGCAGCAAUAAAAAAAAAAUUGUAAUGGUUUUCUGUUUUAGGUUGUUGACUGCUGCACAAGAGAGGCAAGAUUUUCAUUUUAUACAGAUGGAGCAAGGAUUGAAAUUUUUAACAGAAACACUGGCGAUCUGUGUGCAGCUUGAAAAUUGGCAGGCUGCGCUGUUUCAAAAUCUGCUCCAAAACCUGGACGUAAAAUAAUAUUUUUGCUUAUCAUAACGGGUUACCAUGGCAAUUGUCAAGAUCUCCCCACAAGAUAGCAAAGCCUUCGAGGCCAUUGUGACUUUUUCCCUUGCAUAGAUCUUUUCAACAUGACUCAUGCUUGCUCGCUUUCAGUUGCCCUUCUUUUUUGAGUCUGCAGCCAUGGUUCAAAGGGCACGAGUUCCCUUUUUCGAUGAGUCACAUAGUUGUAAAAACAGUGCUUUCUAUCAUGUUCAACCUGCUGUCUGUUCGGGUUGUUUGGCGGGAAAGAGAGCUUCCUUUCUGUUGCAGGGUGUUGCCCAUGAAUGAGGAAAACACACAGACUUCUUCGGAUCUAUUCACCCCAAGGCCGGCAACCUCUGGAUGGGUCACAAAGAACUUCAGAGGGGAAGAGAAGAUUAUCUUGGUUGACCUGACUCCUCCUUACACUGAUGUCAAUGUAGUUUUAUAGCUUUAUUUUACUGUGGAUACCCUUUGAUUUUUGGAUUGAUAUAUUCAAGUGACAACCGGUUGAGCAUCAGUAGUUCGUUGGUUGAAAAUAUUCACCUGGCUCGGCUUAUUCAUGCCCGUCAUGAGUGUGCCAGCCCAGCAGAAACCCAGCGCCAAAAGAACAGGCAAACGCAUCACAUUUUUCAACGAUCAAAGCGUAGCAAUGAAGGAGACUUCUCAGCACCCUGAAGGGUCUUAUUAUGUCCCAGGUGGCACUGCUUCAGAUCCCGGACAGAGCGAGGCUGCAAGUACCGUGACCUCCAAUCCAGAAGGCCCUCACAUGUACCUCAAUUCUGUUAUCUUCAGCCCAGAUAAGGGUGACCAGAGCAGGGGUCAUUAUCAGCAGACUGUUCCAAUGAAGUGGGCCCACCAGGAGCCCAGUCAGCAGCAGCCAUCACAGUCCCUGCAGCAGAGAGCUGCCUCUUGGACCACCAUGAGUAACUGGGGACAAAACUUUACAAAUUAUAUCGGAGGAGUUAACGUAACAGACUCAAGGACCCAGAAUGCGUUUGUGAAGUCGAUGCACGAGACUUCUGGCUUACAGCCACAUCAACAGCCCCCAAACAGAGCUGCAGACAAGCAGCCUCUAGGGGCCAACCCUGCAGUGGAAGUCUACAGGGAUGCGGUUAAGGCUCGGGGCAUGGAGUGGGAGCAGCAGCAGCAGUCUCAGGCCUUUCAGGAAACCUUAAAACCUGGGGCACUGAACACUCAGCAGCACAGCACUUCCCACCCAGGAGGAAGCUCAGUUCUGCAGCCCUUCCAGUUGGCCUUUGGUCAGCCUAAGCAGCAUCUGACAGCCUACUACCAGACCUUUCAAGGCAACAGGACAACCCUACCUAACCCACCAAACUACUCAACACAGGCAAAACCCCCACACCAGUUACAGCAGCUGCAGAAGCAAGAGCAAAUACAACGCCAGCAACAACAUCACAUAAUCCAGCAGCAAAUUCAGCAGCAGCACCAUCAACAAAUGCAGCAACAACAAAUCAUUCAGCAUCAACAGCACGUACAGCAACAGCUACAGCAGCAGCAGCAACAAAUACAGCACGAGCAGCAGCAACAAAAGAUACAGCAACAGCAACAACAGCAGCAGCAAAUACAACAACAGCAACAGCAGCAGCAACAGCUCCAUAUUCAGCAGCAAAUGCAACAUCAGCAGUUGCAACAACAAAACGCUCAUGUGCUUGACUAUUACCCUGGUCCACAAAAUGCACACCCUCACCCACAUCCACAGCCUGUGGUGGUACACUCCCAGGAGUCCUCUGCUCCAGCUCCCCCAAAGAUCCAGGAACCAGUCAUCCAGGACAUCACCCCAGAACCCCAGCAGUCGUCAGAUCCCCUGCAGCCCCCUCUCCAGUCUGAGCCCCUGUCCCAGUCGCAGCCCCAGACGCAGCUCCAAUCGCAAACGCAGCUUCGCAGAUCACGACGGCUCUCCAAGGAAGGAGGGGCGCCAUCCGACAACCCUUUUCUCUCCGUCUCCUCGGAUCAGGCAGCCCCGGGGCUGCAGGGCUCCCAGAACGGGGCCCGUGACAUUCAGGCAGCCCCAACGGGCGUCAUCCAGAGCACGCGCAGGAAACGCAGGGUGUCCCAGGAGGUCAACCUGGAGACCCUUGCUCAAAAGGCCUCGGAAAUGGAGUCUCUGCCGUCACAUGUUGUCAAGGAGCCACACAGACCAUGGAGUCCCAGUGAAUCAGAGGCCAAGCGCCCUCGAGACGACAACCUUCUGCCGCUCGUCAUCCCCGUGUCUGUGCCGGUCCGGAGGCAGGAUCCCUCCUCCCCUGACAGAGAUGAAGCAACCCUGGCCUCCAACUGGCCCCCCAGGCCUUCAAACCCCCAGGACCUCGGCCGUGCAGACCACACACCCUCGGUCAUUGUCACCCGGAGACGCUCACUCAGGAACUCCUUGUCAGAGAGCUCAGAGCAAAAUGGCGGCACAGAGGGGGAGAAAGACGAAGAUGGCAAAAAGUCCAAACGGCGUCCCCGGCCUGAGCCCCUCUUCAUCCCACCACCUAAACCCGGUUUAUUCAUCGCUCCGCCAGUGUACUCCACCAUCACACCUUACCAGAGCCACCUACGCUCCCCUGUACGCCUGGCUGACAACCCCCUCACCAUGCCCCCCUACACGCCUCCACCUAUCCUCAGCCCUGUUCGUGAGGGCUCAGGCCUCUACUUCUCCACCUUCCUGUCUUCUGCAGCAGCCGCUGCCGCCAGCGGCCAGGGCCUGCCACCUCCCGCAACGCCCAAGUCGGCCACACGCAGCCUGUUGCGUUCCAACAGCUGCGAUAUCACACCCCCAGUUCUGUCGGCUAUGAGCGAGGCCACUCCAGUCAGCAUCGAGCCGCGGAUAAAUAUUGGGUCGCGGUACCAGGCGGAGGUGCCAGAGUUGAGGCAGCGGUCAGCUGUCGAGCUGGAUCACCAUUGCGCGGAUCUGGUCUGGGCGCCACUGAAUGAGUUGGAGGAAAAACCUGACUUCCACGAGAAAGUGGAAGACCUCAUGCACAUGGCCUGCUCCAGUGUUUUGUGUGGAGGAGGCACCAACCAGGAGUUAGCCCACCAUUGUCUGUACGAAUGCAAAGGGGACAUAAUGGCUGCUCUGUCGCUCCUGAUGCUGAGGAACCCAAUUUUCUCCAAGUCUCAUCAGCUGUCAAACUACCACUACUCAGGAUCAGACAGCUGGACGGCAGCUGAGAGACGCCAGUUCAACAAAGGCAUCACUGCAUACAAGAAGGACUUCUUCAUGGUGCAGAAACAGGUGACCACUAAGACGGUGGCGCAGUGUGUGGAGUUUUACUACACGUACAAGAAACAUGUCAAGAUGGGCCGCAACGGGACGCUGAUCUACGGAGAGGCAGAGCCUUUGGAGAGCAGGACCACUGAGGAGGAGAUGGACCACAAGCAGGGCUCUCACAGACUGGAGCCGCAGCGGGAGGAGGACAGCAGGAAGUGGGAAGGAUCAGCUGACAGGAAACAGGAUGUCGGCCCCACCAGGGUCACACACGCGCUGCAGUCCACUGAGAACCCCGGGACCGUCCUGAUCAUGAAAGGCCAGGACGACACGGGGAGGGACCAGCCGCUGUCUCGGGUCAUCCACGCCCCUCAUCCACCUCCUCCCAGCUCCAAAGCACGCUACGAUGGCAACGCACGCCGGACGAGCCCUUCAACAGGCAACAAAGCCUCAGCCGGGCAGGAGGGAGAGUUCCCCUGCAAGAAAUGUGGCAGGGUUUUCUACAAGGUGAAGAGCCGCAGCGCCCACAUGAAGAGCCACGCCGAGCAGGAGAAGAAGGCGGCAGCGCUGCGUCAGAAAGAGGCCGAGGAACGCGCGGCGGCGAAAGCAGCAGCCGAGGCCGCCGCCAUCCUGGCUGCACGGCAGCAGAACGGGACGCGGCAGGCGAGCGGGGACAGCACCAACGACGACUCGUCAGACAGGGAGGACGAGGACGAUGAGGACUGGCAGUGAGAGAAAGGCUGCACCCUCUGAUCGUGGGGUGGUUUGUUCUCUGGGAUGGGAGGAGGAACUUUUUUUUUUUUUUUUUUAAAAGAUGAAGAAUCCCUCCUGUGAACUCUCUGUACAUUUUGUGGAUCAAGAAGACUUCCGUUGCUUGGCACAUUCAGGGACAGAUUUACUCCUGUGUAUGUGUUUGAGUGUGAAUGUGUGGACUGAGUGAGAGCGCGUGUGUGUGUGUGCGUGCGUGCGUGCGUGCGUGUGCGUGUGUGUGUGUGUGUGUGCGUGCGUGCGUGCGUGUGCGUGCGUGUGCGUGCGUGCGUGUUAACUCACCAACGCCCCUUUACUCUGCUUGAAAAGCUUUUCAGGAGUUACCUCUCUUGGUCACAGGGCUCGGUCAAAUCAAAGCCAUGCCGCUCCUCUCGGCGCUGUCCUGCCCUCCACGCCAGGCCGCGGCCUUCCUCAGCACUUUGAGUCUCGCCCUGCUUCGUUUGUCAGGCGUGGAACUUGCUGGACCCUCUUUUUUUUCUCUCUCUCUCUCUCUCUCGCUCUCAAUGAGCCACAGCACGCGCUUGCUUAAGCUGCGUCCCAACUCUCCGUCAUCGGAUGAAGUUUUUUGACGAAGUGAACGCUGAAAUCUGACUGCUGGGAGGAGGGGGGGUGGGGGUGGGGGUGGCGAGUAACAAACGGAGGGUCGUGAAGAUGGACAGAUGGGUGGAUGGCCUUUGUAAACUGUUGCCUCUGUUUCGCCGCUCUUCUGCAUUCAAGGCUGCCAAAAGCUUUCUCAGACGCAUGAUGUGCACCAAAUGGGUUCCCUCCCUCUGUGUGCGUUGUUCAUUUGGGCUUCAGUUCUGUGAAUCUCCCCUUCAGCCCUCGUCACUUUUUCUAGUUCAGUUUGUUCCUCACUGUUGAUGCCUUGGAUGUUUUAAUGCUUUUUAUCUUGAAAUGACAAUCAAUUUUACACUGUUGUUGUUUUUUUAUAUGAUAUAUAUAUACAGGUAAACGUUACUUUUUCUGCCUGUGUAGCUAUAUAUGGCUAUUGUUGUUGUUUUUGUGAAUAUUCUUGUUGAUGAUUAUUAAUAUUAUUAUUAUUAUUAUUAUAUCCUGGUUUUGGCUGCAAUUUAAUUGAGCGCUUUUUUCCGUACUUGUCCAUAGCUUUUUCUUUCUUUUUUUUUUCUUUUUUCUUUUUUUUUUAAUUUAAACAAAAAACAAAAAUAAUGCUACUUGCUGCCUGUUUAUAACUGUGAGAUUUUUUUUUUGGAAGCCAGACAUGAAGAAAAGGCAGAAACGUAUGUGCAAUAGAACAAGUAGAUCCCCCGUUACCAGAGUGUCCAAGUCUCCCCCUCCCUCCCCCCUCCUAUCUAUGUCACGCUUGCGCCCGGCUGCUCUGGAUGCCUCGCUGUCAACCCUUUAACUGAUAGGAGGCUCUGACUCCGCAGGUCUCUAUAGAUACACAGAAAAGCGGGAAAGACGACAAACAGCACAAACUAAUUCAAGGCACACUUAUAAAUAUCCAUGUUCCUGGCACAGCCAGAGCCAGAGUUGACUUUUUAUUCUUGAUAAUAAAUUACUGAUACAAACUGGCAUUAAGAAAUGCAAAAACAUUGUUCGAUGCAAAACAAAUUCAACUCAAAUUUUUCUAGUUUUUACAGGAGGUUUUGAACUUACAUUACAUUUCCCAUUUACUCCUCUUAGACUGGUAUUUUCUUUGUUUACUAUUUCAGAUUUACCUCAGACUGUAAAUUAUUGAUCAUCAACGAACAAGGAUUGAGAGGGGAAGAAGCAUUCUUUACUGCAAACCACACUUAACUCAAAUUUCCCUGUUUUUAACAGGGAAUUCAAAGUUUUUACAGGAGGUUUUGAACUUACAUUUGGUCCUGUCCCGGCCUUUCAGUCCGAGAUCUACACUUUAACCACAGACUGUUAUUAAUUGUUUUAAAAAAAAAAAAAAAAAAAAAUUACUGUUACAAACAGGCACUAAGAGAAACUUUACUGUAAACCAUACUUAACCCAGAUUUGACUGGUUUUUCUAUGGGAUUCUGAAUGGGACAUGAGACUUAAAUUUUUUCUUUGCUUUUAGAAUCAGAUAUCAACAUAUAAAAUGUGAUCAGUUGAGUUUACUUUGUACACUUGCCACAAAGUGUAAAUCUUUGUCAGUUAUUAUUUACUGUCAUUAACAAACAGACGUUAAGAGGCAGGAUCAUUCUUUUCUGCAAACCAUACUUACUCAGCUUUUUUUUUUAUUUAUUUAUUUUUUUUUUUAUUUUUUUUUUUAAUACAGAUUCUUCCAUUAUCAGAUUAAUUUGCUUGGUGUCUCUUAAAUUGAGAUCCUUUAAGCCAGAGAGAUGAAUGAUAUUGAUUUUCUCUUUUGCCGGCAUGCAAGAGUGUCUGAAACUGCCUUUAGGUCGUUGUGACACUGACACACUCCGAUGAAACCUUGACUUUGUGGGUCACCAGUUACUGAAGGGCUGCCUGACACAGCUCAUGUAUGAGUAAGGGGAAACUAUAGAAUAAUUGAAUGAGAAAAUGUGCAAUUAGUAACAUUGAAAUGUUAAAUUGAAUUGUCUGCCAAAGUAUGGUGGUGGUUUGGAAAGAAUUUAUAGUAUCAAAAGUUCUCGGCUGUUAUUAAAGGCCAAUAUCAGCUCCAUAUUAUCAUCAGUCUAACCGUACAAUGUGUAUCUAUGGUUGCCUUUUGUUCUGUUUACCUUGUUGCUGAUAGCAGGCACUGAAUUGGACUAUGGAAACAGCAUGUUUUGAUCUAUCUCUCUCUACAUAUCUCUAUGUUAAGCCCUUCGGCCCAGAGCCAGCUUCUGUUGCCGUAGCAACAAAUGGGUUAAAGGGUUAUUUUCCUUUAAAGGACAAACCACAGUGGGGAGUUGGGGGAGAAACAGCUCCAAUUACCAGUUACUCCACAAGUUAAACCUGGGUCUAUGCACAGACUGUGUGUAUGUGUAAGUGUGUGUGUUUUGGUGAGUGGACAUACUGUUUAAAGUGUGUGUGUGGAUGAGUGCUUUGAGAUCUAAUGUUUAACUGUAUGCCAGUCAGUGGAAAAAAACAAAAAAAAAAAACAAGAUUUGCAGACUGUUCACAUGUUUGGUAUGUUAAUUUAUAUUUCCUUUUUAUUUGGGCUUUUCUUGAGGUUCUCUUGAGGGGAAGUUGUCAUGAAAAAGGGUUUUCAAGCUGUUUAAAAAGCAGAAUUAUGGUUGACACCGAGGCCACGACUCACACACAGCUGUAAACUUUCCUCAUUUCAUCCAGUUGGUUAAAGGAAUUUUGGGGGUAAAAAGGUUUAUUUAGCUAAAGAUUAGAAAAUAUAUAUGAAUGAAAUUCUAUGUUUGCAUACUUUUUAUGCUAUUUUCAUAUGGGGUUCACACUAAUGAAAACAGAAAGGAAUCUCAAGUGCUUUUUACUACAGUGUAACUUAUUUGUUUCGAUUUGAUUUUUACCACCUGUGUUUUUAGUAAUGAUUCAUGAAGCACUGUGUAUUAAAGUUUUAAAAUAUUCAGCAAA
Molecule: messenger RNA, 8063 nt
Organism: Seriola aureovittata
Lineage: Eukaryota; Metazoa; Chordata; Actinopteri; Carangiformes; Carangidae
Gene: mideasb
Product: mitotic deacetylase associated SANT domain protein b
Exons: 13
Coding region: 1185-4568 (1127 amino acids)
Biological process (GO): negative regulation of DNA-templated transcription; regulation of transcription by RNA polymerase II
Cellular component (GO): histone deacetylase complex; transcription regulator complex
Molecular function (GO): transcription corepressor activity
Source: RefSeq, a predicted model, not a curated record